Triticum turgidum subsp. durum (durum wheat) is the source of this 1260-nucleotide messenger RNA. Lineage: Eukaryota; Viridiplantae; Streptophyta; Magnoliopsida; Poales; Poaceae. The record is from the annotation of a GenBank genome assembly.
AUGGCUGUCGCCGCCGCUCGUCGCCGCCUGUGGCGCGGGAUGCGAACUGCAGCCGCCACCACCGCGUCAGGCGAGGAGCUGUACGCGUCCCUGCUCUCGCGCCUGGUGGCGGAGCCGGAGUGCCGCGUGAAGGCCACCAUGGAGGAGGCGACCUCCUCGGUCCCGCACUACGACGGCGCCUUCUGGGAGCCCCUUGCCGCGGCCCUCCUCCGCGCGUCCUACCCAGCCAAGGCGCACCUCGUGAGCUCCUCAUACCCUGUCUUGGAAUGGAAGCUAGAGAAGCUACUGAUGGAAGGGGUUAAUAGUCAUAAUUGUGAACCCUACUUGACACUGAUCCGUUUCUGCGGAAAGACAAGGAAUGCAGCUCUUGCAAUGAGAGUCUUUGAGUGCGCAGAGGCACAGGGAAUUCAACUGAACACUGGCAUUUUCAAUGCUCUUAUUAACACUUUCUUGUCUGUCGGAGAUCUCCUUGCUGCAGUGACCUUAUACGAGACCAUGGAAGGAAUAGAGGACUCCAAACCUGACCGUGCUACAUACGAUGCAUUCAUAUCUGCAUUUUCCCGGCUUCGAAGUGGCGACGCUAUGAUGAGCUGGUACUUGGCUGCAAAGAAUGCAGGGUUUGUUCCGGGAAUUCAAGCUUUUGAAUCUUUGAUAGUGGGAUUUGUUCUGUUGAACAAGCUUGAUGAUGCUGAGUUGGUCUUCGAAGAAAUGGUUUCAUUUGAAAUGAAGCCAACCUGUACUAUUUUGGAGGCCAAGCUUGAGGUGCUUCCUAGAACAGAAGAGGUUAAUAGGGUCAACAGUUUCAUAAAACUUGUCAGUGAUGGCAACUGGGAGUUGAAUAAAGCUUUGGUUGACAGACUAACAAGACUAUGCCUGGAUGGAGGUGAAGCUGAUGUAAUGGAGCAGCUGCUCGCCCUAAUACAAAAAGAAGCACACUUUAGUUCUGUAACUCAACUGCAUUGUGGAAUUAUCAGGUUCUAUGCUAGUGCAGAUCUCUUGUCAGAUAUGGAACAUGCAAUAGACCGGAUGUUGGAUGAUGGCAUGAUGUUUCUGUGCCCAGAGGAUGUUGAGGCUGUUAUUUGUUCAUAUUUUCGUCACAAGGCAUUUGAUAGGUUGGAGAUCUUUUUAAACCGCAUCCGAAGUUUGUACAUGCUCACCCGCUCUAGCUAUGAUAUAUUAGUUGCUGGAUUUAGGAGGUUUGACUUGCAUCAAAGACUUGAGGCAACCAUAAAAGAUAUGAGGGAAGCUGGAUUUGCAUGA